AGGGGACGGAGGGGGGUUGCCUGGGUUUCGCCGCCCUCGGCCGACCGCGACGGCGCCCACCGUGGGCGGAGGCGAGGGCGUGCGCGCCGCCGUGCUCUUCCACGAGGACCCCUCGGAUACGUUCGACUGCGCCAUGAUAGUGCUCAACGGGGAGGGAGCGGAGAUGUCCGAGACGAACAACAACGCUCUGGAUUUGAUGUACAUUAUGGCCUCGGGCGAAGAUGGCCAGGUCGAGCUGGAAAUUCGCGGCGACGACGCGCCCCGGCGCCUCACAAGAGGAGACGAGGCGCUGAUCCCCGCUGGCAGGGAGUACUCGCUGAGGAGAGAACUGCGGCCGCGACGAGGACAAUCCUGCCAGGCUGAUCGCGGUCGUGCCGCGCGGAAGCACGUGAGAGGCCGCGCGUUCCGCCCGGCCCAUCCUGUAUCUUGUAUCGUUGUUGCCAUUUGCCUGGGUGGCCACGAGGACUGGCACGCGGUCGCCGCUUGCGUGUAGUCGCGAGCAUUGUGUUCUGAAUCUCCGUCGGUGCCUUCGUCGUUGUCAUCCUGUCUUUUGCUUUUCAACAGCAUUGGCGCGCGAAUCUGGGCAGGUGCUAGCGAUUGCUAGCGUCUCUGUGCGGCAGCCUCCGUCGUGCAUGUACAGCAGCUUCUGCUUGUCUGCGAACGCCUUCCAUUGUUCGGAUGUUGGCAAGUCAAUGGUUGCAACAGAAACAUUGAUGCUGACAGCUCCAGUCCUCAUGGUCUUGCGCGUCCUGCUACUCGUCCUUCUCGCCCUCCAGGGCCCG
This is a messenger RNA of Prorocentrum cordatum, 782 nucleotides long. Lineage: Eukaryota; Dinophyceae; Prorocentrales; Prorocentraceae. The record is from the annotation of a GenBank genome assembly.